Messenger RNA from Aspergillus tanneri, 2136 nucleotides. RefSeq names its product transcription factor domain-containing protein. Gene Ontology annotation, biological process: positive regulation of transcription from RNA polymerase II promoter by galactose; DNA-templated transcription. The record is from RefSeq and is a predicted model, not a curated record. The coding region runs from base 1 to 2136 and encodes 711 amino acids. The transcript is spliced from 3 exons. Gene Ontology annotation, molecular function: zinc ion binding; DNA-binding transcription factor activity, RNA polymerase II-specific; RNA polymerase II cis-regulatory region sequence-specific DNA binding. Gene Ontology annotation, cellular component: nucleus. NCBI's taxonomy places the organism in Eukaryota, Fungi, Ascomycota, Eurotiomycetes, Eurotiales, Aspergillaceae.
AUGAGCCUGUUCGGCCCGCCUUGUAAUGCCUGCCGCAUCAAGAAGAGACGUUGCGAUCGCCAACGACCCGUAUGCGGAACAUGUGCUAGAGCAAUCAAACCCACUGUGUGUUCCUAUAGGACCAGCCUCCCUCAGAGGAGUGCAAAGCGCGUGAAAACGCGUCACUCCGUACCUAUUCCAAUGGUCGUCAUAGAUUCAGAUAGGUCAUCUGCUCUAGAAUCCAGCCCACCCUGGUUUUCCCAGCAGAGUGCAGAGUCUAAUGCUGUUGAUGGCCCGUUCCGGGUAAGGGAGGAGAAACUCCCCAACAUUGCGCUGCACGGUGAUCAUCAAGAUGAUGCAAUCGAGGUUUGCUCCGUCGCCUCAGACCAGAGUUUCCAUACCGCGAUUAUGUCCCGCGGUCUACCCGAGUCUUCAGGGUACCGGGACCCUCAGCUGCCUCAGCUAAUGGGGUUAGAGAGGGAAGUGACUGCCCGGAUAGAUCGAAUGAAGGAAGAAGACACAAUUGCAAAUACGACCACUGUAAAUGCGGCCCCUACACAACAAAGCAUAGGCUCGGUUGAGAUUCAGCUGCCUGCCAUUGACGAUUCAAGGAGUCAGGGGUUCUCUGUACGCCUGUCCCCAGAAGAGGCGGACCGCCUCAUGGCCGACUACCUGACGCGGGAGUAUGCCUACUUGCCAAUUUUGGACCUGUCGGAGUUCCGCGCGUUGUACGCUAUGGUCAGGUCGGGACAGAGGAUGGCUACAGGCUCCUCUCCAUUUCUCGGGGUCCUGUUUACAAUGUUCAGCCUGUCAGCGCUGACCACUGGGAAGAUCGAUGAGGCUGGUGUCAAGUCUUUAUUUGACCACGGUCGAUCACUGUCUCGAGACUUAGACGACCACGGAAGUCCUGCACAACAGGUUCAGUCCUACAUCUUACAGACCCAGUACUUAUAUACCAGCGGGAAGCCACAUCUGGCCUGGAUAUUUAUUGGCUUGGCAAUACGGUACGCACAGGCCCUUGGACUACAAUCUAGAACUGAAAGUCGAGAUGCUAGUCGGAGGAGGGAUCGUGAACUUUCCCGGAGACUCUGGCACAGCGCCAUGAUUCUGGAGCGGAUGCUUGCAUUGCAGAUGGGCCUGCCGCCGCAGACAUCUCAGCCACUUCGGGUGCCAUUGCCUACCCAUCUGGACACUGAUUACGUGGAUGCCAUCUCUGAGCAGACGUCGUCGGCGGAUGUCGAACGCCCAUCCUUGAUUGAGUUCUUGACGGCCUGUGCCAGACUCUACAGCCAGGUUGAAGAUCUUCUUGCUUGGGAGGACGAAACCCGAAUGCGCCAGGACAGCUGUGCUGCGAAGAAAGUUCUUGCUCUAGAUUUCAAGCCUCUGAUGCAGAUGGACAGCUAUCUGUACCAAUGGCAGACGUCUAUUCCGUCAUUUCUACAGAAGCCCAAGCCCAACACGCAACAAGAAGAUCCGAUCAUUCGUCGCCAACGGAACCUUCUGCGCGCACGCUACCUGUAUGUCCGUCUGCGACUCCAUAGACCCCUGUUGAUCCUGGGUUUAGGAGCGUGUGUGAAAUGUAGCUGCCGGUCUGGUGACAGCCCUCACAUUACAAUCAACGAGUCUUCCCCCGACUUACCGCUUGCUCUCAGCACGGUGCGGGUCUCGUCUCUCAAAUGCAUAAUGGCUGCUCUGGAGCUUCUUGAUAUAUUCGAACAUGAGAAAGAGCUCUUUUCCCCAUCCUGGGAGAGCGUGGAUUAUCUAUACAUCUGUGGAACGGUCUUUUUGGCUGCCCAGUCCUGUCCGUUUAAAUCCAGUACCUCCCAUGGCCAACCGGACCUGGUGGAAAUGGAAAUGUCCCUCAGUCGCGUCCUCAUGCUUCUAGAAAGAUACCAGAGUAUGCAGCUCAGUGGCCAAAUCUAUGAUAUUGCGCAGCGGUGUCGACGCACCCUAGAGAACCUUUCCGGCAUAGUCGAGGGAUCGGACGAAGCCGCAGUUUUUGGAGACCAUCACCCGGGCCGACUUCUUAAGCGUAUGCGCAUAUACCUACCUGAUCCAAAAUGUCGUGACCGAAAUUCCCAGGGUGACGUGAGUCGACUUGAGUUUUUUAGCUGGAUGGGGAGUUUACCCAUUGAUUUGGAUUCAGGGACCGAAUAA